AGAGAAAGAAGAGAGAGAGUCCAACUUCGUAAGGACCUUAUGUUCAUCCGGACAUCAAGCAUUGCAAAACAGUGCAUGAGCAUCCAACCCAGUUUUCUUUAUCAGACGAAUUAGGAUCAGACCCAAUUUGUGUUUUACUCCAAAGCCCAGUUCUUGGAUUCCUCUGUGUGCUUUUGUUAUCUCUCACCUUCUUUCUUCUUCUCUGUGGUUCCUCUUUUAAUCAUCUCAAUCAAAUUUACUAAUCUUCUCCUCAAAAUAUUCUUCAAAUUGAAGCCUUUUGACGUCAAUAUCAGUUUAUCUCUUUGGGAAGAAAAUCAAAAUCAUAUAUUUUUUGUAAAGUAUUGAUUCCAUAGCUCAUGGGAAGCCCUCAAUUUGAAGAAAAGGAAAGCCAGGAAUUUGGGUCUGUCUACGAUUCUCAGCCAGAAGAGGUUCCCACUCAUAUAGAAGAAGCUGCAGAACCAGGUGAACCCCACGAAGCCUUGUUCUUUGUCCUCGCUUACUUGCAGUUACGGGAACGCCUUUCAAUUAGGGCGGCCUGUAGAUCACUCAGAGAUGCUGUUGACAACGAUGUGUUGCUUUGGUUGGAUAUCUUCGUUGAACCCCCUUUGGGUUACCGUCUUCCCAAUGAUGCCCUGUUGAAGCUUACGUCUAAGGCGCAUGGCAGGUUGAGAACUUUGUCUCUGAAGACGUGUAUCAAGAUAACAGAUGAUGGGCUGCAGAGGGUCAUAGAGAACAACCCUCAUAUCAACAAGCUCUAUGUGCCGGCAUGCACUAGCUUAACAGCUAAUGGCAUUGUGACAAUAGUGAAGAUGCUGACUGAGCAUAAUCAAGAUUUGAAGCACCUAAGGUUGCAUGGUAUGUACGGCAUAACAAAACAACACUUUGAAACUAUCCUCAGUUGUCUCAAGGUGCAAAAAGAGGACCAGAAGCAGAACAUUUCGUUUCUUUAUCACAAACGAUCUUUUCCACUUGUUCAUUCGGACACAGCUCCUUCCAUAGAUGUCAGUAUCUGUCCAAAGUGCAGUGACGUGAAGCAGGUGUUCGACUGCCCAAGGGACAGUUGCAAGUGGAAAAAGGUGCACCCAUUGCUUGAAUGUAGAGGAUGUUAUCCUUGCGUCCCAAGGUGUGCGGAUUGUGGUGGAUGUGUGGAUUUGGAUGAACUGGAUGAGCCUGCUUGCAUGGAUAUUUUGUGUUCAGAAUGCUGGCUACGGCUCCCAAAAUGCAAUUUGUGUAACAGGCCUUAUUGUAAGCUACACGCUGAUCUUGGGAUAUUCCUGUCAGGCGGUACUGGAUUUAUAUGUGAUGCUUGUAACAAAUCAUCUACAAGAAAUUCAGAUUGGUGGUCAUCGGGCCUUGAAGAAUUUAUGACCGUGGAUCAAUAUCCUCCUAUAUUCUCGGAUAUGGAUGGAUACAUAUCAUAUCUUUAAGUGAUUCAGGUCAUAAAUGGGGCUGGCUACCCAUACUGAUAUGGAAUUUUCAAAAGACAAGGCCGACCAGGAAAGCCUGGCACAGCUACCAUUGGUGGUGUAUGCUUGGAAUGAGGCUGGAAAAUGGCUAUUCAGAUGCUCAGAAUUUUUGGCAUGGACUACCACUUGCAAGCUUAGAGUUAUCUGAGAUGGAUUUCCUCUCUUGUGGUCAUCAUGUCUUAGAUCUGCUUGGUGGAACUCAACUCACCUGCAGUGUUGGAUCAACCAAGAGCCUAAUCUCUCAAUGAGGAGUUCUUAUCGCUAGUGUGUUCUGUUCCUUACCAUCAGCUAGUGGUUCAGAGAGAGAGAGAGAGAGAGAGACAUAUAAUCUGUUUUUGGCACUCUUCAAGUUGUUCUAUUUGGGUGUAAUAAGCUGUGUUCAUCCCAGAAUUUGCUCAUAACGAUAUAAUAAAGUCUCUUUUAAUUUUUCUUUUC
Molecule: messenger RNA, 1901 nt
Organism: Macadamia integrifolia
Lineage: Eukaryota; Viridiplantae; Streptophyta; Magnoliopsida; Proteales; Proteaceae
Product: F-box protein SKIP28-like
Exons: 4
Coding region: 357-1427 (356 amino acids)
Cellular component (GO): cytoplasm
Molecular function (GO): protein binding
Source: RefSeq, a predicted model, not a curated record